CACCAAUUUGAUGAACAUGCCCUGUUUAAUGUUUUAACUCUUGAUGUCUAUUUAACCAUUUCAGAGAUAGCAUGUUGGGUGGUAACUGGAGAAAGGCAAGCAACUAGAAUAAAAUGCUUAUACCUGAAAACAAUCCUAAGACAAGAUAUUGGAUUCUUUGAUACUCAAUCGGCAACAGGGGAAGUUAUUGAAAGAAUAUCGGGAGACACUAUUCUAGUUCAAGAAGCCAUGGGUGACAAGGUUGCGAAUUUCAUUAUGAACAUCUCAACUUUCAUUGGAGGAUUUGUAGUCGCGUUUAUCAAAGGAUGGCUCCUCACACUAGUGUUACUCACAUCCAUACCUGCAACCGCAAUUAGUUUUGGAUGUGUGGCAUUAGUCUUGUCCAAAAUGUCAGGGAGUGGACAAGUUGCUUAUGCAGAUGCAGGAAAGGUGGUUGAACAAACAGUGGGAGGAAUCCGAACGGUUGCUUCUUUCACAGGAGAGAAGUUAGCAAUAGAAGAUUAUAACAGUAAGCUGGAAAGUGCUUAUAGUGCUACUGUCAAACAAGCGUUGGCUUCGGGACUUGGACUUGGCACAAUACUAACGCUUAUCUUCUUUAGUUAUGGACUUGCCAUAUGGUAUGGAGCCAAAUUAAUCAUAGAGAAAGAUUACAAAGGUGGCGAUAUCAUAAGUGUAAUUUUUGCAGUUAUGUUAGGUGGAAGUUCACUAGGUCAAGCAUCUCCAAGUUUGAAUGCAUUUUCGGCAGGGCAGGCAGCAGCAUACAAGAUAUUCGAGACAAUUAAACGUACACCAAAAAUUGAUCCAUAUGAUCCUAGUGGGAUUAAAUUGGAAGAUAUUAAAGGAGAAAUUGAGCUUAAAGAUGUGUAUUUUAAGUAUCCAGCAAGACCAGAUGUGCAAAUAUUUUCUGGAUUCAAGUUAUAUAUUCCAAGUGGUAAAACAGCAGCCUUAGUCGGGCAAAGUGGAAGUGGAAAAUCAACUGUUAUUAGUCUGCUAGAGAGAUUCUAUGAUCCCGAAGCUGGUGAAAUACUUAUAGACGGAGUUGAUAUUAAGAAAUUUCAACUCAAGUGGUUGAGACAACAAAUGGGGCUAGUAAGUCAAGAACCUGUGUUAUUUGCGACUACUAUACGGGAAAAUAUACUAUAUGGGAAAGAAAAAGCUAGUGAAGAGGAGAUCAGGAAUGCGAUCCAGCUCGCUAACGCAGCUAAAUUUAUUGACAAGCUUCCGAAGGGGCUGGACACGAUGGUUGGUGGGCACGGUACUCAGAUAUCUGGUGGGCAAAAGCAAAGAAUUGCCAUUGCAAGGGCUAUUUUGAAAGAUCCAAGAAUUCUUCUACUUGACGAAGCGACUAGUGCAUUGGAUGUGGAAUCAGAACGCAUUGUACAAGAUGCUCUAAGUAAUAUAAUGAUAAAUAGGACGACUGUGGUUGUUGCCCAUCGCCUGACAACCAUUAGAAAUGCUGAUCUCAUUGCCGUUGUGCAUCUUGGGAAAUUGGUUGAACAAGGAACGCAUGAUGAGUUGAUCAAAGAUCCUGAAGGAGCAUAUUCUCAACUUGUUCAAAUGCAGCAAAAGACUAAGCAUGUCGAAAACACCAAAGGAAAAGAAAUCGAGGACUUGAACGCACAAAAACGUUUGAGUUAUUCGAAGAAUGUUUCUAGUAGGAGUAGGAGAUUCUCUCUUUCAGGUCGGAAGUCUGCGAGCAAAGGAUCAAGCAGUAAAUUUUCCUUUGCAUAUGACUUGGGAGUUUCUGGUGUCGUUGAUUUCCAUGAAAGUAUCCGAAGGGAAGAUGGAGCUGGAACCAGUGAGUAUAUUGCAGAUACUACGAAAAAAGUCUCCACUCAAAAGCUAAUGUCACUCGCAUACUUAAAUAAGCCUGAACUUCCCAUAAUGCUAGUGGGAACCGUAGCUGCUGCUAUAAAUGGUAUGGUUUUCCCUGUAUUUGGUCUUCUGGUAUCAACAAUUAUCAAAAUCUUUUACGAAUCUCACCAUGAACUUCGAAAGGAUUCUCGAUUUUGGGCUCUAAUGUUUGUGGUUAUUGGAAUUGUUGUCAUGAUUGUUUCACCUUUGCAAAAUUAUGCAUUUGGAGUUGCUGGUGCAAAACUGAUCCAACGAAUACGUUCCAUGACAUUCUCUAAGUUGGUGUACCAAGAAAUUAGUUGGUUUGACGACCCUGCAAACUCAUGUGGUGCUAUAGGUGCAAGACUAUCUAGUGAUGCUUCGACUAUCCGGAAUAUGGUGGGGGAUGCAUUAGCAACAUUAGUUCAAAAUAUUUCCACUAUUGUAACUGGUUUAGUGAUAGCUCUUAUCGCGAAUUGGAUUCUUGCACUUAUAACCAUUGCUAUAAUGCCUCUUCUGGCUUUGCAAGGGUAUAUACAGAUCAAACUUUUGCAAGAAUCAAAUGAUGAAGCCAAGGUAAUGAAUGAAGAAGCAAGUCAAGUUGCAAAUGAUGCUAUUGGGAGCAUUAGAACUGUUGCAUCAUUUUGUGCGGAAGAAAAAGUGAUGGAAAUGUAUCAAAAGAAAUCAGAAGCUCCUUUGAAACGAGGAGUGAAAAACGGAUUAGUUAGUGGAGUUGGUUUAGGCUUUAGUAAUUUCGUGUUGUACUGCCUUUAUGCGUUAGUAUUCUACCUUGGAGCCGUUCUUGUGAAGCAUGACAAAGCGAAAUUCUCAGAAGUUUUUAAGGUCUUUUUUGCUUUAACGAUGGCAUCAAUUGGGCUUUCUGUUCUUAGCAACCUUCCCUCUGAUCUGAGUAAAGGUAAAGGAGCUGCUGCUUCAAUAUUCGAAAUACUCGACAGCAAACCGAGAAUUGAUUCU
Molecule: messenger RNA, 2808 nt
Organism: Nicotiana tabacum (common tobacco)
Lineage: Eukaryota; Viridiplantae; Streptophyta; Magnoliopsida; Solanales; Solanaceae
Source: RefSeq, a predicted model, not a curated record